This is a messenger RNA of Anarrhichthys ocellatus (wolf-eel), 1851 nucleotides long. RefSeq names its product pyridoxal (pyridoxine, vitamin B6) phosphatase (gene pdxp). The transcript has 2 exons. Bases 208 to 1152 code for a protein of 314 amino acids. Lineage: Eukaryota; Metazoa; Chordata; Actinopteri; Perciformes; Anarhichadidae. Gene Ontology annotation, cellular component: cytosol; cytoplasm. The record is from RefSeq and is a predicted model, not a curated record. Gene Ontology annotation, molecular function: phosphatase activity.
ACACCGUGGGCGUGGUUUAACGUCAAUGUUUAUGUAGCCCGCUGCCCGUGUAUGUAACCGCACCAAGGACUCUGCAAUGUGAUUUGAUUGACCAUUCGUCUGUUUUCGUACCAUUUCAUCCGCGGUCGUUAGCACAUUAUGCACCAGCCGUCGACAUGGGGGACCACUAGCAGGUGAAACACGGAGGAAACACAGGAAAACGCCGGAAUGGCAGGCGCCUUUGGCUUCAAAGGCUGCCAGAAGAUUCGAGGUCCGCAGAUUCGGAAACUGCUCGAGGCGAAGGACUUCAUUCUCUUCGACUGCGACGGGGUCAUAUGGCACGGGGAGACGGCGAUAACGGGCGCGGCGAAGGUGGUGAGCUCGCUGAUACGGCACGGGAAAAACGUCGUGUUCGUCACCAACAACUGCACCAGGCCCCGGGAGAAUUACGUGCACAAGUUCUACCGGCUGGGCUUCACCGACGUGAUGCUGGAGCAGAUCUUCAGCUCGUCGUACUGCUCGGCUCUCUACCUGCGGGACGUCGUUAAGGUCCGCGGGCAGGUGUUUGUCAUGGGCUGCGACGGAAUGCGCAGAGAGCUGGAGGAGGCGGGCAUCCCCUGCGUGGAGGAGGCGGACGAACCGGGCGCCACCAUCUACGACUGCGCCCUGGCUCCGGACGUCAAGGCGGUGCUGGUGGGACACGACGACAAACUGACUUUUCUCAAACUGGCCAAAGCCUCGUGCUACCUGCGGGACCCUGACUGUCUGUUCCUGGCCACCGACAACGACCCCUGGCACCCUUUGUCGGGUGGAAGGAUACUGCCAGGUUCUGGGUCCCUCACUGCAGCCCUGGAGGUGUCCUCGGGCCGCAAGGCCACCGUGAUCGGCAAGCCCAGCCGCUUCAUGUUCGAGUGCAUCUCCAGCCAGUUCCGGGGGGUGGACCCCGCCCAGUGCCUGAUGAUCGGGGACCGGCUGGAGGUGGACAUGCUGUUCGGGUCCAACUGCGGCUUCGACACCAUGCUCACCCUCACCGGCGUGUCUCAGCUCGAGGAGGCCCAGGAGUACAAGGACAGCGAGCUGACCGACAAACACCGCUUGGUGCCCGACUACGUGGUGGACUCCAUCGCCGACUUCCUGUCGGCUUAUGAGGAACAGGAGGAACAGAGCAAUUGACGGGAGUCCCAUCGCCUGGCAUCCAUUGCUUCUACUGCAUUUCCAACAUACCUAUCCACAAUGAUCAAUAACCAGAAACAUUCCUCACCAACAAGGGCGCUGUUUAUGACCAAGACACGCAUAGGACAGAAUAUUCUCCCCCCCCCCAAAAAUAAUCAAGAGUAAUCCAGUGCAUACCUCAGUGUUUCUUCUCGUGUUGUGCCCAUUUGUGACUUGGCAGUUGCUGUAGGUGUUAAUAUUAAUCUAUGAAUAUACUGCACUUUCUUCUCCAUAGAGUUCACCGGUCGUGUUUGAUGAUGGCUUUUGAGCAUCCAGAGGUAUUUUUGUAAAGCCAUGAAUUGUUCUAUAACGGCAUUCAUAUGUUUUUUUUUUUUUUUUUGCCAAAAGGCAGACAUGUACUUACUGAGGCAGAAUUGUGUUUCUCAUGUGUGUUUAAUUCAUGGCGAGAGAUAAUAAAACUGUGAGAGACUUGAAAUGAUAAUCUGCCAGUCAGACAGGUGACGUGUACGCUCGCCUCUCCGUCACGCCUGUGCCGCUUGUGUCAGUAUUCAUCGGAGUGCUAAACGGCUUACCGGAUCUCAGUUAGAAAAGAAAAACCCCACAGGUCAUACUGCACUGUUGUGAAAUGUCGAUGUUGUUAAUGUUUGCCAUAUAGAGCAUGCCAGCGACGGUAACGGCAAUAAAACCCCUGAAAAUGAA